GGGAUAAAUCAAUGGUGAUAACUUCCUCUAUGUGAGGCGGUGUUGCUCCUCCCCGCUCCAGUGACUGGAUGGUUCACUCCACUCUAUAUUUACAUCUCUCAGCCCGGGACUGUAUCAACUUAACAUCGAGUCAGUGUCAGAAACAUGAGAAGUGCAAGAGGUCUGAAGGCAGCUAGUGAUCGGUCACCGAGGGGGAAGCCGGCCCGGAUAAUGGACAAUGAUCGGGGGCGGCGCUAAUUGCCCGAUCGUCCUCAGAUUUUAACAAUCCAAAUCUCCCGAUACCAGCGAUGUUACCUUGGAAGAAAAACAAAUUGGACUUGGUCGAGAAGCGGCAGCCGAAGCAGCUCGGUUACUCGGUGAGUCUGAACUACAGCAGCCUGACUUCCUUCACCCGUGCGUGCCCGGACCUGGUGCCAGAGAGCGCUCUCAACCGAGUCUGCAGCAUGUUCAAAUCCAGGAGGAGGAAGAUCACCAUCACCGGGGAAGAUCCCACCUACACAGUCUUAUACCUCGGCAAUGCCACCACUAUCCAGUCCAAAGGGGAAGGCUGUGCCGAUGUGGCCGUGACCAAAAUCUGGUCCAAAAGUGAACAGGGUAAAAACGGCACCAAGAUGAAGCUGACCAUCAGCUCUCAAGGAAUCCGCAUGGUCCAUGUGGACGGCAAAGCAAAGAGACCCGGCCAUCUCUACCUUUUACACAGGAUCACCUACUGUGUGGCGGAUCCCAGAUCGCCCAGAAUCUUCGCCUGGAUCUACCGGCACGAACUGAAGCACAAGGCGGUCAUGCUGAGAUGCCACGCCGUGUUGGUCUCCAAAGCCGAGAAGGCGAAGGCGAUGGCCCUGCUCCUGUACCAGACCACCAGUAACGCCCUGGCCGAGUUUAAGAGGCUCAAGAGGAGGGACGAUGCCAGGCACCAGCAGCAGAAACUGAUCGGGGAGCAGACCAUCCCCCUGGUGCCCCUCAGGAAGCUGAUGAACGGUCAGUGCAGUUACAAGCCCCCGGUGGAAAGGAGCCGGAGCGCCCCGAAGCUGGGCUCCAUCACCGAGGACCUGGUGGGAGAGCAACAGGAAGAGAAAGCCGAGCUGGAGCUGAGUCUGGAGUAUGAGGACAUUCUGGACACUGCGGAAGCCUCAGACAGAAACGAGCAGCAGGACCUUUGUGAAAUGAUCAGUGAUCUGGGCCAGCUGACUAUAGGGAACGAUGUCCAGUUACUGAGAGCUGAUCUGAGAGUGACCAGGUUACUAUCUGGGGAAAGUACGAGCAGCGAGUCAUCCCUGGGAAGUGGGGCGAGUGAUCAGGAGCCCGUGGCUGCGACGGAUGGCAGUGAAGACGGCGACUUGCAAGAAAUGGGAUAAUUGUACAAUUGCUUCAAGUUUUCUUUGCGGUCGGCUUCCCAUUACAACACGAACUGACAGUGUGUUAUUCCCCCCCACCCCCAUCUCACCAUUACACUAACAAUAAGAUGCUAAAAGAGGGGAAAACCAUAACUGUGUGCAGUGAAGAGAAAGGAAAAGCACAGAACAGACUUUUUUUAAAAAAGGGCACUAACCGGCUUACGAUUUGUGUCGACUUUAAUCGUUCCUUUAAUCAGUAAGUGGAGAGUUUAACAUUUAGAAAUGGAAGUUGCGAUUUGUAUGUGCCGGUUUGCUCCCUGUUUACAAGAAACUUCCCGUGGAAGCCGGGACACCUUGAAACUGACCAGGCGUUGAUCCAGCUCUCUCUGCCCUAUUCACUGCAACACUCGCACAGUGGCUGCUAUUGACCAUUUUAGCAUCAGAUUCCCUCUCCUCACGCAUCUCCCUCCAAGCCACAACUGCGGUUUGUAAAAGGACGGGCAACACCGCAGUGUUAUUCCUGUGCAGUAUUUCAGUAAUGUGACUGGCAGAUAAAAUAGAAAUAGAUGGAUCACCAUUAUCAAAGGUUCUGCCAGACUUAGAUAGAGUAAUUGGCUGGUCUCAGCUGUGCAAAGUAAAACAUCACAUUUUGGCAAAUACAUUAACGUUUUCCAAUAGUAACCACAUCCCACAAUGUAAUCAUAUGGGUCAGAUCUGACAGAUCAUACCUCAUUUUGAGAACUUAAUUUCUCAUACCCUUUGGUUUCAGAACUGGACCUCAUUUCCUUGUUUCUCAGAUCUUAUUUGAUCGGACUAUGUUUAGGGGUGUCUGAAAUGUAUUCAACACUAUUUUGGCUCAGGCUAUAUUCUGGUGUCACUAGUGUCCAUCUUAAACUUGAGUUAACGUAAUGACUAUUGAGGGACUUAAUUCCUAUUUAAUGUUCCUGCCCUGAAACUGGUCAAAAAUUAGGCAGAGUUGACACUGCAGAAGUUCUGAUUAGUUUUACCAGAACUAUUGCUACCUAAGCAAUGGUUUUUGAGGGAAUGGGUGGAGGUCACCAAUACGAGGACAAGCAAUUUUUACUUAAUGUGGAGUCAGAAGAAGCAGUUGUGUAACUCUUCACUACACCAUUGAAGUUAGCUACCACAUUACUUUGCCUGAUCCCUUUCACCUCCACCCUUAGACCUACUAGAGAGCUGUUCCUGAUCUCAGAGCUAAAUCACAUGCUUUCCUCUUAGGGAACUCAUGUUACAGCCAGACAAUGUGACCUGUGUUUGUAUUCAGGCAUGAACCAAGUUCUUCCCCAAAGAGUAUGUUUCAGUCAAGAUUGUAGCUAUUAUCUAAUGUUUUGCCAUUUCAUUAUGUUAAUUUGCAAUAGUCUUAAUUGUUAAGGAAAAUCUUAAUGACAAUUUAAUUAAUUGUUCUGUCCUUAUGAUUUAAUUCCUUCCCUCAGUCAGUUCUUCAUUUUUAGCUUUAAUGGCUUCAUGAUGGCUUGCUCUUUUGAAAUAUUAGUGGUUACUUUCUCCCUCAUGUUGUUGUCUUUCAUUUGAUUUCCCUUUGUGCUGAUGGAAGAAAUUGGUGGUUUGAAUUUCCAAAAUCUGAAGCUUCCCUCAGAUACACACCAAAGUUAUACAUAAAGAAUCAUGUUCCCUGCAUUUUCUAUUUGGAAACAUUAUGUUUUGAGACACUUGGCAAGUCCCAGAAAAGGCUAUUGAUUCAGAAGGAGAUCUUUGAAAUCUGUUGAAAGAUAUUUUGUAUUAAAUACACAUUUUGAAGACUGUACAACAUGUCUACACACAUUAACAGCUCUUAUCCAAUCCAACUACUUUGAUUUCAGAAAUCUAGAAUGCAUGUUAAAAUCAGAAGGGAAACCAAAAAUGUUUUUUGAAAGAGGAUACAUCUGGUAUCUUAUACAGACUUUGUGUAUGAAAAAUCAUAAGUUUAAAUAAAUGAGACACUCAUAUAUUAUAGUAUCAAUUUGACAUAAAGGUCAGCACUGUGAAAGUAAUUACUGCACUAUUAGGAACUUUUGCCAUUUAGAUUAAUGGCUCCAUAAAAUUCUAUCGAUGGUCAAAGAUAUCUAAUUAACACACAACAUUUUUGCCACAGAGGUACAAUAAUCUGGUAAAAUAAGUUGGGAGUUGCAAUCAAUGCUGAAGGAAAUUAUGUAAUGUCUUCUUAACAAACCAUAGAGGUAAUGUUGAUUUUGGCUGAUGGUGUAAAAUGGCUGACAAUGAAUUAUCUUUACACUGACUGUAAAGUCAAUAGAAACAAAAGAUUGUGGGAGCUGAAAACCUGGCUGCCAACUUGCUAUCACCCAUUUUAGAGUAUUGCAACUUUAUCAGAGUGUGUUAAGACAAAGAAAAACAAUCUGUAUUACAUUGAAGUUAUUAUUGGAUUUGACUGAAUAGAUUCUCACCAAUGUAUAGAAUGGAUUCUUUACAUUUGUAAUUUCUCAUUAUGGAAUGAACACUAUUUUUCACAUUCAGUUAAAUACCAUGUUUAAUAGUCUUAAGUAUUUGUUUACAACCUCUUAACAGAGUCACAGAAUUUAUCCUUGCCUGUUACGCUCUGUGGUUUGUAUAUUGCACUGUUGUGACUUCUUAACCAGUGUUUUAUUGUCUGUAAAUAAUUUUGUCAUCAGAUAUAAUAUCAUUUCUUUGCUGUGCGAAUGAAGGAUGCAGCAAGCAUUGGGUGUCCUAACCGUACUGUACAUACUGAAUGUAAAUCUGUACAAGCAAGAUAGAUGUUAUUUUUUUGAAUAUUUGAUGAAAAAGUGUCCAUAAAUUUUUGUUGACACAAACUCAAACAAUAAAGUCAAUGUAAAAAUAGGAUGUACUAGAAUUUUGAGGUAUAGUUCUACUAUGCAUGAUUAUAUUAAG
Hemiscyllium ocellatum (epaulette shark) is the source of this 4217-nucleotide messenger RNA. RefSeq names its product family with sequence similarity 43 member A (gene fam43a). NCBI's taxonomy places the organism in Eukaryota, Metazoa, Chordata, Chondrichthyes, Orectolobiformes, Hemiscylliidae. The coding region runs from base 288 to 1355 and encodes 355 amino acids. The transcript has a single exon. The record is from RefSeq and is a predicted model, not a curated record.